This is a messenger RNA of Mustela lutreola (European mink), 3373 nucleotides long. It is a transcript of the gene NDRG4, whose product is annotated as NDRG family member 4. NCBI's taxonomy places the organism in Eukaryota, Metazoa, Chordata, Mammalia, Carnivora, Mustelidae. Gene Ontology annotation, biological process: signal transduction; brain development; positive regulation of ERK1 and ERK2 cascade. The coding region runs from base 141 to 1355 and encodes 404 amino acids. The record is from RefSeq and is a predicted model, not a curated record. Gene Ontology annotation, cellular component: cytoplasm. The transcript is spliced from 17 exons.
GGAGGGGGGGCGGCGAGAGCGCUCCUGGCUCCCGGCAGCUCCGCCUGCCUCGCUCCUGGCUCUCCUGCUGCUCCGCUCCUCGCCUCCCGCGCUCCUCUCCCGGCCCGGCAGAGCGCGCUCCCCGACGCCGCAGCGCGGAGAUGAAGGUGCUGGGACACAAGAUCGAACUGCUGACAGGGCUCCUGCUCCACGACGUGACCAUGGCCGGGCUGCAGGAGCUGCGAUUCCCCGAGGAAAAGCCACUGCUCCGGGGCCAGGACGCUGCCGAGCUGGAGAACUCCGACACCUUCCUCUUGGCUGUGGACACAGACUGGAAGGAACAUGACAUUGAGACACCUUAUGGCCUGCUGCAUGUGGUGAUCCGGGGCUCUCCCAAAGGGAACCGCCCGGCCAUCCUCACCUACCAUGACGUGGGCCUCAAUCACAAGCUGUGCUUCAACACCUUCUUCAACUUCGAGGACAUGCAGGAGAUCACCAAGCACUUCGUGGUGUGCCACGUGGACGCCCCCGGGCAGCAGGUGGGGGCGUCGCAGUUUCCCCAGGGGUACCAGUUCCCCUCCAUGGAGCAGCUGGCAGCCAUGCUCCCCAGCGUGGUGCAGCACUUCGGGUUCAAGUACGUGAUUGGCAUCGGAGUGGGAGCUGGAGCUUACGUGCUGGCCAAGUUUGCCCUCAUCUUUCCCGACCUGGUGGAGGGGCUGGUGCUGAUGAACAUUGACCCCAACGGCAAAGGCUGGAUCGACUGGGCGGCCACCAAGCUCUCUGGCCUCACCAGCACUUUACCUGACACGGUGCUAUCUCACCUCUUCAGCCAGGAGGAGCUGGUGAACAACACAGAGCUGGUGCAGAGCUACCGGCAGCAGAUCGGGAACGUGGUGAACCAGGCCAACCUGCAGCUCUUCUGGAACAUGUACAACAGCCGCAGAGACCUGGACAUUAACCGGCCCGGAACAGUGCCCAAUGCCAAGACGCUCCGCUGCCCAGUGAUGCUGGUGGUGGGGGACAACGCACCCGCUGAGGAUGGGGUGGUGGAGUGCAACUCCAAGCUGGAUCCGACCACCACGACCUUCCUGAAGAUGGCAGAUUCCGGGGGACUCCCCCAAGUCACACAGCCAGGGAAGCUGACUGAGGCCUUCAAAUACUUCCUGCAAGGCAUGGGCUACAUUGCAUACUUGAAGGACCGAAGGCUGAGUGGAGGAGCAGUGCCCUCGGCCAGCAUGACCCGCCUCGCCCGCUCUCGUACGGCAUCUCUCACCAGUGCCAGCUCGGUGGAUGGCAGCCGCCCGCAGGCCUGCACCCACUCGGAGAGCAGUGAGGGGCUGGGCCAGGUCAAUCACACCAUGGAGGUGUCCUGUUGAAGCCCUUGGCCCGGCAGAGACACCCACCUGCCCCCGCCCGCCUCAACGUCCCACUGCCAUCCUCGCGCCGGCUCGUUUUCCUUUUAGUUUAUUUUUGUGAAGGCCAAGGGGAGGAAAUGGGUUUACUUCUCUUUUGUUAAAAGGAUGAGGGGAUCCAUCCUAGAUGCUGCAGAACAGUCUCCGGGUGGUUUGAGAGACUCACUCCUCCCCGCCCCCAGCUCACUCACCUUGUCACCUUGGCUGACUUAGACCCCCUCUUCCAACUUCCCACAGUCAGGGCGGGGGACAGGGAGGAAGGGGAUUUGCUAAGGAGAGAGUUCGAGUGCUUCUCUGGGCAGGAUCCAGGAUAAUAUCCUAGACUGAAGAAAGCACGGGAUGGCCCCCUUGGGCGGGCAGUUGGAGACGGCACGUGGUUUUGAGGUGGUGUGCUGGGACAGCAGGAGCCACAGGGUCCAGCUCAGGUACUGAGGGGACAACCAGGAGGAGGCACUGGGGGGCAUUGGGAGGCAGGAAUCCUGGAGCUCUGCAGGCCCCUUUCUCCCCAUCUCCUCCACCAAGCACAUCUGUUUCUGUCUUUUUGCACUUAUGACAAUCAUCUGAACCGUAGCCACAAGGGGGCGCUCCCACCAGGCAGCAGUUUUCCGGGUGCUCUCUGGGCUGGUCUGGUGAUGUAGGGCCAGGCAGGCAGGGUCCAAACAGGGUUUCUCUGCCCAAGGAAGACAGAACACAGAGGACCUAAAAGGCAAGAACCCCAUAGACUGUCUUAGCCCAAACACUCCACCACCUCCUGGCCUUGGCCCGUGUCUGAGCCAAGGCCCAGAGGUAGAAAGUUGCCUGAUCCUCUGUCUCCAUUGGGACCUGAUUUGGGGACUGAGCUUAAAUGCUGGGAUAGCCCAGGAGGGUUGGAUGCACCCAAGAACUUCAUGGUGUCUGCCUUCGGGAGCCAGUAUGUGGCUGGAGACAGUGGUGGCUGAGAGUCCCAGUUCCGUGGAGGACAAGGUUUUUGCCCACAGGUUCCGUGGAGGACAAUUCACUCAGCAGCAGUGUGUCCAGAACCACCAGAAACAUGGUAUUAUCUCUGGUCCUGGUCAAGCUAUGCCAGUAUUUUCUGUGGACAUCACUAAGAAAGAAGAGAGUUUAUUUGGAGAGAAAUGGUCUAAGGUAGCGAGACUUCUGCAGGCCCCCACUGCCAUCUCAGGACGUCUGGAGUGGCUUGGGCUGGGCCUUACUGGGUCCUGGGGUGGGAAGUGAAGGUUGCCGAAGUGAACAGGGGCCAGGCAGAGGAGAAAAGCUCUCCACACACCCUGGUCUCCUCUUUUCACCUGAAGCCCAGGCCUGUGCCAUACACAUCCCACCCACCCACACUAUCAGGGAGAAUCUCCUGACCCAGAAACCAGAGCCACUGGUCUUGGGGCCUAAAUCAGUUGCCACACAACCUGAAACAAGAGGGGAGAGAGCAAUGAGAACUGCAGGGCUGUGGAGGGGACAGUUGCGUGUGGGGUGCUGAGGCUGAGCGGACACCUGCAUCCACCUUUCCUUGGCACAUAUCACCCCCUUCUAGAAUCUUAAGCCAUUACUAGACUGCUCUAGAGCCUGGUGGAGUGUUAGUCUGUCCCCAGUUCUAUUCACUCACGUGCUUCCUUUGAAUAUCAAAUGUGACUGUUUGAAAAGCUGGUAGAAUUAAUCUCUCUUAUUGUAGAUAGCGCUGCAGACCUUGGAUUUUUUUUUUCCUGUGUUCUUUCAGAUGAGAUAUCUAUAAAUAUCUAUACAUUAUAUAUAUAUAUGUAUAUUGGGUCUUCCUGCGUGUGGUUUUCCAUCGGAGGUUGUCUCUUUGGUCAAAGUGAACUUUUAAUGGAGUUAUUUUCCUCUCUGUAUAAAGUGAAGAACCUAAUUUUGUGUAUUCCAGUGGCUGAUGUCAUGAAACUUUGAGAUGACAAAAUGUAAAACAAAUAAAACCCUUGUCAAAGUAGAAAGUUAACUGUGCUGGCAAACUAAUAAAGAAAUGAAGAAGAAUUCGA